AUGGAUGCAAUGCAAAAUAAGCCGGGUAUCAGCUUCUUCGUGGUCAGCCCUCAGAGUGGAGACUUCAAGAAGACAAGGCAGAGAGUACAGGAAGUACUACCGAAGACAGGAUACCUGUUGGUGCGGGGAGCGUCAACGGCUUGGUAUACGCCGGUGCAGGGAGCACCACUGAAGAAGGCCACUGAAGACAGAGUAUCCGAAGGUGCAGGGAGCACAACAGAAGACAGGGGAUCCGUUGGUGCUGGAUGCACCACAGACAUAGCAACUACCGUUGACGGGAGUGUCACAGACAUGGGACCAGUUGGCACCACCCCGGACAGAUCAUCCGCUGGCACACAGAUUGGGGAUCUGCCUGCACCACAGACAGUAGAGGACCCACUGGCACAUACAGAGAACCCGCCAGCAUGGACAGGGGAUCCGCCGGCAAGGACAGGGGAUCCGCCGGUACCACAGACAGCGGACCCGCCGGCAUGGACAGGGGAUCCGCCGGCAAGGAGAGGGGAUCCGCCGUUACCACAGACAGCGGACCCAGCGUCAUGGCUAGGGGAUCCGCCGGCAAGGACGGGGGAUCGGCCGGUACCACAGACAGCGGACCCGCCGGCAUGGACAGGGGAUCCGCCGGCAAGGACAGGGGAUCCGCCGGUACCACAGACAGCGGACCCGCCGGCAUGGACAGAGGAUCCGCCGGCAAGGACAGGGGAUCCGCCGGUACCACAGACAGCGGACCCGCCGGCAUGGACAGAGGAUCCGCCGACAAGGACAGGGGAUCCGCCGGUACCAACAGAGAACCCGCCGGUACCACAGACAGAAGACCCGUCGGCAUGGACAGGGGAUCCGCCGGCACAGACAGGGGAUCCGCCGGUACCACAGACAGGGGAUCCGCCGGCACCACAGACAGAGGAGGACCCGCCGGCAGCACAGACACAAGACCCGCCAGCACCAACAGAACCCGCCGGUACAUCAGACAGCGGACCUGCCGGCAUGGACAGAGGAUCCGCCGACACCAACAACUAA
Molecule: messenger RNA, 1014 nt
Organism: Asterias rubens (European starfish)
Lineage: Eukaryota; Metazoa; Echinodermata; Asteroidea; Forcipulatida; Asteriidae
Product: extensin-like
Exons: 2
Coding region: 1-1014 (337 amino acids)
Source: RefSeq, a predicted model, not a curated record